Molecule: messenger RNA, 2098 nt
Organism: Drosophila subpulchrella
Lineage: Eukaryota; Metazoa; Arthropoda; Insecta; Diptera; Drosophilidae
Gene: pippin
Product: facilitated trehalose transporter Tret1-2 homolog
Exons: 5
Coding region: 262-1863 (533 amino acids)
Biological process (GO): carbohydrate transport; transmembrane transport
Cellular component (GO): membrane
Molecular function (GO): sugar transmembrane transporter activity
Source: RefSeq, a predicted model, not a curated record
GUUUUGGCAUGAAAUGUAAUUGUCGCUGUUCCGUACUCGCUCGCUUUUCUUCCAGUGUAUUUCCAGAGAUCCGAUCCGAUCUGAUCCGAUCCGAGAUAUAUAUUCACCACGCGAUCGAGUGCCUUGUUUAACAAAUGCAUCUAAAGCGGUCGCAUUAAGUCGCGACUAGUUAUAUAAAGGGCAAAACUGAAAAAAAGGCGGAGGAUUUCCAUAAAUUAAUUACGAAGCUACUUGAACUAAUUUGCCUACAUUAAAGCCAAAAUGAGUGUCGAAAGAGAUGACGAAUACCUCAAAUUUGUACCCCACUCAAAGUCGUAUCAUGUGGUUCCAGGAGCGGAGUUUCAAUGCAAACUGGGCAACCACAACUCCAGAAAACUUUCUACCAUCGAUGAGCAGGAUGACGAUGUGGCCAAUCGGAGGGGAAUAUUCCACCAGAUUUUGGCCACUUGUGCAGUUCUAUUACUUUCUGCUGGAUGUGGCAUGCCCAUUGGAUAUUCGGCCAUUUUGCUGCCCCAACUAACGGAUACCAAUACCACUGAGAUCCCUAUAGAUGUCGAAACAGGCUCUUGGAUAGCCAGUGUCCAUAGUUUGGCCACCCCCUUUGGUUCCCUGCUCUCGGGACCCUUGGCGGAUUACUUGGGUCGCCGCAGGACCCUAAUUAUUUCCGUAAUCCCCCUCCUAUUUGGCUGGAGCACAAUGGCGAUUGCCAGGAGCGUUAAGGUGGUGAUCUUUGCUCGAUUCCUGUGCGGAUUUGCUACCGGAAUUUUGGGUGGACCCGGACAGGUCUACAUUGCGGAAACGGCGGAGCCAAAUUUGAGAAGUGUUCUGAUCGGAGCUCCCUAUGUGGCCUACUCCUCCGGAAUCCUGCUGGUCUACUACCUCGGCUCCUUCAUGUACUGGCGGAGUGUGGCCUGGUGCGCCAACGUCCUGCCCAUGCUGGCCAUGGUGUCCAUUUCCUGCAUCCCAGAGACUCCUGCCUGGCUCCUUCGCAAUGGGCAUGAAAAACGUGCCUUGCAGGCGUUGACCUUCCUUCGGGGCAGCGAAAUCAAUGCCCAAAAGGAGGUGAACGAUAUGAAGCAGAGAUUGGCCAAGGAACGGGUCACCACCAGGACCAAUGAGAAUAUCUUCCAGCUGUGCUGCCAAAGGGUGGCCAAAAAGCCGCUAGUCAUCGUGAUCGUGUUCUCCCUGCUGCAGAUGUUCUCGGGCACCUUCAUUGUGAUCUUCUACGCCGUCGAUAUGAUUUCGGAAUUCGGAGCUGAAUUCGAUUCCAAACAGGCGGCGAUUUGGACAGCCGCUGUCCGUUUUGUCUGCUGCAUGGUCUUCUGUGUGAUCCUGAUCUUUGUUCGCCGCCGCAGGAUCAUGAUCGUGUCGGGAAUGGGUUCCGGUCUAUUCUGCAUUGUGUUGAGUGCCUAUCAGUAUGCCAGACAUGAUCAGCCCAAAAUGCCCUACGAUGUUCUGGUAGGAGCCGUAUGUCUCUUGGGUUAUAUUAUCUUCAAUACAGCAUUGAUGGUUAUGCCUGGCAUCAUGAUCGGGGAGCUAUUUCCGGCUAGGAUCAGGGGAAGGACAGCGGGUGGCGUUUUUGCCUCCAUGAACGUGGCUCUAUUCAUCUUCGCGAAGAAGUUCCCCGCCCUGCAGGCAAUGCUCAAAAUGCGCGGAGUGUUCCUGGUCUUCGGAGUAUCCAGCUUCCUACUCACCGCCUUUAUGUGCAUGUUCCAGCCGGAGACGAAGGGCCGUAGUUUGGAUCACAUCGAGGACUACUUCAAUGGCAAUAACUGGCUUUGGUUCCGGCGGGAUCGUGGCUAUAAGACGGUCAACUUGCAGCCCCUGCAACCACUCAAGAACAAUCGGGGGACGGACGCAUAAACCGGGGGUAUUGCCUUUAAAUCAGGUCCUAGUUUAGAUAGUGUUAGCCAUACUCGUAGCCCUAGCCCCAGUGCCUCAUUAGACUCGCUCGAUAUUCCAGUGUCCCCCAGUUUGGCCACUCCGACAGGGAAUCUUCAAAUGUUAAGUUUAUUAAUUCCAAUUGUGAUCGCUAUGCUUUAAAUUGUGUUUAUUCGUUAGCUAUAAUUAUAAUUAGAAAUACAAAUAUUAAACAAAA